Molecule: messenger RNA, 6085 nt
Organism: Oryctolagus cuniculus (rabbit)
Lineage: Eukaryota; Metazoa; Chordata; Mammalia; Lagomorpha; Leporidae
Gene: SYK
Product: spleen associated tyrosine kinase
Biological process (GO): protein phosphorylation; intracellular signal transduction
Cellular component (GO): cytoplasm
Molecular function (GO): ATP binding; non-membrane spanning protein tyrosine kinase activity
Source: RefSeq, a predicted model, not a curated record
CAUAGCUCUGGCCAUUGCGGCCAACUGGGGAGUGAAUCAGUGGAUGGAAGACCUCUCUCUCUUUCUCUCUCUCUCUCUGCCUCUCCUUCUCUCUGUGUGUAACUCUGACUUUCAAAUAAAUAAAUCUUUAAAAAAAUCAACAAUCCUCCAGGUGACAUCACACUUAAUGGUGAUAAACACUUUCCCUAUAGCAUUGAGCACAGGGUGACAUGGUCCUUUCUCACUCCCGGUCUUUGAUCUCAUAGUCAUCUUGGCCGGCAGUGAAGGUGUGUCUAAUUUCUUUGUAGCUCACAUGUAUCGUCAGCUGUUAUUUUCACUGGCUCAGGGUGCAGAGUGGCUGCAGCUACUUUCUGAGUACAUCCCCGUGUGAGCCUUGCGACCCCACCCCAGUCAACAGCUCAGUCUGACUCCUUCCAGCACCAACCGAUGGGGCAGGAUCUUUUCCCAUCGUGCAUUUCCAGUGGUGUUUCACAGUCUUUGUGGAGUGCGGCCUGGCUGGGCCUGUCCUGGCUCCUCUUCCAUAUAUGGGGGACAUCAGAGACUUGAGUGAGGCAUUCAAAGUCUGUGUACUUCACAAAGUACAUGACUGUUUAGUUGGGACUGAAAAGUAAGUGCCCCUGUCUCAGUUUGGGGGGAUGUGCCCUUUGCUGGUACCACGAAUGGCUGUCACCCCAGCAGAUCUGGGAACAGGCACAGGGGGAGCCAGCCCCUGGCCUCAACCCUACACAUUGACCGUGCUGCCUCUGACCUGGCUGGGAGUUAGCACCUUGAGGUCUCCCUUUUGGCUGUUUUGAGAAUCUCCCUUCCACUUGGUUCAGUCUCCUUGUUAAAUCCGGUAUAUGUUAUAACCUAGGACUUUUUAUAAAAUAUCAAACAACCAAGAAAACGGUGAUGCAUCCUACCUGGCACCUCUAGACCGAGUCCAUUUUCAUGAGAACCACUGGGAAGGUGUGCUUCAGGCUAGGUGAGCCUGCGGAGGCAAGCUCAUGGCCACUGAUCACCUCCCCCAAGCCUGUGUUUCUUUUGGCGGGAUCCGUGCCCUGCGAGUGUUACUUCACUUGAGUGUGCAAUUCAGAGAGGCCCUGUCCCUCAGGGGCCCUCACUUCUGCUUUCUGGUGUGUUUUGCAUGCUGACGCUUUGAGGAAAAGGCCCACUUCCCUAAUUACGGACAGGUCUGUAGCAGCAAAUACUCCUGCUUGUUGGGGCUUGUCUUCUGCUUUCUCUCCAAGUCAGCGCUUCUCCUUUUUCAAAAAUUUUUGAGAGGCAGAGAGACCAACAGACAAAAGAGAGCACCCAUCCACUGGCUUACUCCCCAGAUGAGUGCAACAGCCAGGGCUGGACCAGUGUUGGAGCCAGGAACCAAGUUCGCAGCUCAGGGCUCCCACAUGGGUGGCAGGAACCUAACUACUUGAGCCAUUGCCACGGCCUCCCAGGGUGUGCAUCCACACGCAGGAACCUGGAGUCAGGAGCCGAAGCAAGGAAUUGAACCCAGGUGGACCCCUGCAUGUGCCCUUGCAUCUCCUAAGGGGCCAGCACAGCCAUGGCCAGCAACACGGUGGACAGUGCCAACCACCUGCCCUUCUUCUUCGGCAACAUCACCCGGGAAGAGGCCGAGGAUUACCUGGUCCAGGGAGGCAUGACUGAUGGGCUCUACCUGCUGCGCCAGAGUCGCAAUUACCUGGGCGGCUUUGCCCUGUCGGUGGCCCACGGGAGGAAGGCGCACCACUACACCAUCGAGAGGGAGCUCAAUGGGACCUAUGCCAUCGCUGGUGGCAGGACACACAGCAGCCCCGCCGAGCUCUGUCACUACCACUCUCAGGAGUCCGACGGCCUCAUCUGCCUCCUCAAGACGCCCUUCAACCGGCCCCCUGGGGUGCAGCCCAAGACCGGGCCCUUUGAGGACUUGAAGGAGAGCCUCAUCAGGGAGUACGUGAAGCAGACGUGGAACCUGCAGGGCCAGGCUCUGGAGCAAGCCAUCAUCAGUCAGAAGCCGCAGCUGGAGAAGCUGAUCGCCACCACCGCCCACGAAAAGAUGCCCUGGUUCCACGGGAAAAUCUCUCGGGAUGAAUCCGAGCAAACCGUCCUGAUCGGAUCGAAGACGAACGGAAAAUUUCUGAUCAGGGCCAGAGACAACAAUGGCUCCUACGCGCUGUGCCUGCUGCACGAGGGGAAGGUGCUGCACUACCGCAUCGACAAAGACAAAACCGGGAAGCUCUCCAUCCCAGAGGGGAAGAAGUUCGACACACUCUGGCAGCUGGUGGAGCAUUAUUCUUACAAACCCGAUGGUUUGUUACGAGUCCUUACGGUUCCAUGUCAAAAAAUUGGCACGCAGAUGGGAAAUGUUAAUUUUGACGCUCGCCCACAACUUCCAAGCUCCCAUCCUGCGGCGUGGUCGGCGGGUGGAAUAAUCUCCAGAAUCAAAUCUUACUCCUUCCCAAAGCCUGGCUCCAAAAAGCCACCCCCGCCCCAAGGGAGCCGGCCGGACAGCAGCAUCUCGUACAACCCCUACGAGCCAGACAGAGGCCCCCAGAGGGAAGCCAUGCCCAUGGACACAGAAGUGUACGAGAGCCCCUAUGCUGACCCCGAGGAGAUCAGGCCCAAAGAGGUCUACUUGGACCGGAAGCUGCUGACCCUGGAAGACAAAGAACUGGGCUCCGGCAACUUCGGGACCGUGAAGAAGGGCUACUACCAAAUGAAGAAGGUGGUGAAGACGGUGGCUGUGAAAAUACUAAAGAACGAGGCCAACGACCCGGCCCUGAAAGACGAGCUGCUGUCGGAAGCCAACGUCAUGCAGCAGCUGGACAACCCCUACAUCGUGCGCAUGAUCGGGAUCUGCGAAGCCGAGUCGUGGAUGCUGGUGAUGGAGAUGGCGGAGCUCGGGCCUCUCAAUAAGUACUUGCAACAGAACAGGCAUGUCAAGGACAAGAACAUCAUAGAGCUGGUUCAUCAGGUUUCCAUGGGGAUGAAAUACUUGGAAGAGUGCAAUUUUGUGCACAGAGAUCUGGCUGCAAGGAAUGUACUGCUGGUCACUCAACAUUACGCCAAGAUCAGCGACUUUGGACUUUCCAAAGCUCUGCGUGCAGACGAGAACUACUACAAGGCGCAGACGCACGGGAAGUGGCCCGUGAAGUGGUACGCGCCCGAGUGCAUCAACUACUACAAGUUCUCCAGCAAGAGCGACGUGUGGAGCUUCGGCGUGCUGAUGUGGGAGGCCUUUUCCUACGGGCAGAAGCCGUACCGGGGGAUGAAAGGCAGCGAAGUCACCGCCAUGCUGGAGAAAGGAGAGCGGAUGGGGUGCCCUCCAGGGUGUCCGAGAGAGAUGUACGAGCUGAUGAACCUGUGCUGGACGUACGAGGUGGAGAAGAGGCCCGGGUUUGUAGCGGUGGAACUGCGGCUGCGCAAUUACUACUACGACGUGGUGAACUAAGGGCUCCUCUGCCUGACCCGGGCUGCCCUGGAUCGCAGGAGCCCGCACCAGAAAGCGAACUCAGCAGCUGACUCGGUUUCCGGCGCUUCUCUCCAGCUCUGCCGGUUAGGAGAGCCAGCUCCGCGGGAGCCACAGCCUGGCCUCCGGGACUCGUCCUCCGUAGAGCCGGCAGACGCAGACAGCACGGUCCAGUGGCCUCGCUGGGUUCCCAGGACAUUCUUUGCAGGAUGUGCUUCGGAAUUCCUUUUAUGUCCCUCCAAUAUUCCUGGGGUCCUGGCUGCAGUGGGUGCCCCCAGGGCAAGGGUGCGGAGCCCUCACCACGCCCAGCAUUCCCAGAGCCCGCAGGGUCGCAGUGAUUCCUGAAACAGAGGGACGCAAAGACUCGGGAGCACGCGGUGACAGCCGGCCACUGGCUGCUGCCCCAGCGAGAUAGCGCUCCAAGGCUUAACAACCAAACCAAACCCCUAAACAAGGCCAGCUCUGGGAUUUCUAAGCCUGUGGCAGCCAGUUAGGGAAUAGAGAAUGCCCAGAUGCUGCGAGACACAGGCUGACAUUUGUGUGGACCGUGAGGGUGGUUUGCAUGAGCGGGCGUGGCUUGCUGUCCCCAGGCGCCUCCCCUGCGUCUGUGUGGCUGCACCGGCUCCCGAGUACAGCCCUGCCUGCCCCUGAGUGCUCCGGUGGGAAGCAGGCUGGCCAUCACCCUGAAUCCAACUGAGGACCCCUGGGUGCUUCAGGCUGCCAGCCACUCAGCCUGUCAUUCCCUGUCUUUGUAUCUGUCUGUCGCAUGUUGCUAGAACGGAGCACCCCAGAUCGGGUGAUUUAUAAAGAAAUCUGUUUCCCGAGGUUCUGAAGUCUGGGAGGUGGGAGAGCGUGGCCCCGGCCCCUGGUGGGGGCUGCCCGCUGCAGAAGGCCAUCCCAGGAAAAGCCCAGCCAGCUUCGCCUUCUCCUCAUCUUCGAUGCAAGUCUUACGGGCCCCACCCUCUGGCCCUCAUCCCCUUGGAACCUCCUCCCCAGGCGGCACCGACAAAUCCCAUGGACCUAGGAAUCUGGUGUGCAGUUUGCAGCCCACGGAUCUGGGGACACAAACCAUGACACAGGGCGGGCGACGUCAGACCAACGGCAUCAACAAGGACUCUCUAAAGAAAGUGUGGGUCCAUACUAAAGCCACAGACCUUGACCCUCACCUCAAAUAGGCUGCCUUGAGGGUGCCUUUGAGUUGGAGAUCCAAGACCGGAGAAUUCCCUUCUGUCCUCCUACACGUAGCGAAUCCUGGCCUCAGUGUUUUUGAGUCUGUGUGGUCACUGCCUGUUGCUAAGGCCCUUGAAAAUGAAAGCCCCAACAGCCGUACGGGCUGUGAUGCUGGCUGUGCCGUGGAGGCACCUGUCUGUUCUUCAGGUGCACCUGACCUUUGGGAAUGGAAGCACAUUCCUAGAGAGUAGAGAGGAGGCCUUACUCCUAACAAGGGAGUUGAGGGGGAAAGAAAACUGACCAUCCAUAUACCUUGCCUAGCCUAGAAAAGCCAUGAGCCACUUACAGAACUUAAGAAGUUUCUAGAAGUUUCUAGAAGCCAUCCACACCUUUUGGAAUUGCGCUACCUGGAAGUUUGAUGAUUUUGGUUGAGGGAGGAUCCCUGAGCACUGGGUGCACUGAGUAGAUCCUCAAGACACAGAUGGAGUCCCUGGAGUUAUACGGCGACCAGGAACUUUAUAAAGUCCCCUUAUAUGUAACCCUCGUGUCUUCUUCCCGCGUAAGUUUUAAGCCUCGUCAGCAGCACCCAUACCCUCCUGGGAAUCUGUGACCAGGCCACGAAGGGGGAUCUCUUCCCUCUCCCCUACCCCACCCCACCCUGGCCAUCUCAGGGAGCAGAUUCCCGCGUGCCCAUGCCCCCUGGUGGGGGAGGAAGUCUUACAUAGUGAAAAUCCUGUCCCAUGGGGAAAAUAACCCUUUCCCCGAGAGUCAUCCAGAGAUGCAACAGAGAAAAGCCGCUUAGUUGAAGCAGGAUGAACCCUGAGAAAGGGGUGAGCGUGGACCGUCGGGGAAAGGUCUGGAGCCUUCUAGCUUGAGCUAGAUUUUUCGCACCCAGAUAAGUUUAUUGUGGUGCAAGCUGCUCCUCGCUGUUCUAACCGCGUCUUUCCUUGGCAGCCGGGCCCCCUCCCGGCGCUCUCACUCUCUGAUCCUCCUCCAGCAGGGAACAGAGGAACAUCAGAGGCACACAGACCGCCCUGGCCAGCAGCACGGGGACUGUGGCUGCUUCAGGAGCCGUGCCCAGCAGGGCUGCAUGUUUCUAGAAUGUGCUCAGUGGCACGGCUGUUUGCACUGAGCGUGCCCUUCCUCCACGCCCCCUCACCCAGCCCUGGCUGUGAUCUGCUGGGUGCUGACUUCACCUUGACGUCAGCCCGGGGACUGCGAGUCUACCUGGAGCUCCGCUUGCAGACGCCACCCCUGGAUUUCCGGCCCUCCCAGCCCCCGGCGAGCCCCCUGCAUCAGCUGGCAGGGCAGCGUCUUGCCCCCGCAUUUCAGAAGAGCUCCGUCAUCUCACCGGACAGUUUCAUACACUGUGAUUUUUAAUAAAAACUUAAAGUUAGCUUUGUGAUGGUUUUCAUGGAGGCUAUUAGGACAUGCUAGGUUACAGUGUCAAAUAAAUCGUGGUAAAGAGCA